UUACCUAAAUCUUCCACAAACCUCUAGGAAAAAAAAAAGAAAAAAAGAAAAACAAGUAAACAAACAAAGAAAAACAAAUGAAGAAAAACUUAGCAUUGCCAAUAUUUCUUGUUACUUUAUUGAUAGAAAACCACCACAUCUUUUUAAAAACAGAAGCAGCAGGAGGAUCAAGAAACAAUGGAUUUAUUACAACAAGAGGAGUGCAUUUCAUGUUAAAUGGUAGUCCAUAUUAUGCUAAUGGCUUUAAUGCAUAUUGGCUAAUGAUGUUAGGAUCUGAUCCUUCUCAAAGACACAAAGUUUCAGCUGCUUUUCAAGAAGCUUCUUCUCAUGGUCUCUCUGUUGCAAGAACUUGGGCUUUUAGUGAUGGUGGUGGGGUUCCUUUACAAUACUCCCCUGGUUCUUACAAUGAGCAAAUGUUUAAGGGGUUGGAUUUUGUGGUGGCUGAAGCAAGAAGAUUUGGAAUAAAGUUGAUUUUGAGUUUGGUGAACAACUAUGAAAACCUUGGUGGCAAAAAACAGUAUGUGAAUUGGGCUAGAAGUCAAGGCCAGUACUUAACUUCAGAUGAUGAUUUCUUUAGAAACCCUGUUGCUAAAGGAUUUUACAAGAACCAUGUCAAGACUGUGCUUACUAGAUAUAAUUCAUUCACUGGAAUUAUGUACAAGAAUGACCCAACAAUUAUGGCUUGGGAGCUUAUGAAUGAGCCUAGAUGCCCUUCUGAUACAUCAGGAAGAACAAUUCAGGCAUGGAUUACAGAAAUGGCUGCACAUGUAAAGUCCAUAGACCGCAAUCACUUGCUAGAAGCCGGUCUUGAGGGGUUUUAUGGCAAGACCAAAUCCCAGAAUCCUGGUUUUGAUAUAGGAACAGACUUCAUUUCAAAUAACCAAAUCCCAGGCAUUGACUUUGCCACUCUCCACUCGUAUCCUGACCAAUGGCUAACUAACUAUGAUGAUCAAUCUCAACUCAACUUCCUAAACAACUGGCUAAGAAUCCAUAUUCGAGAUGCCCAAUACAUCCUCAAGAAACCCUUACUCUUAACAGAAUUUGGGAAAUCCGCUAAAGAUCCCAACUUUAGCACAUACAAAAGAGACCAACUAUUUAAUAUGGUCUACAACAACAUAUACCUUUCAGCUAAACAUGGUGGUGCUGCUGCUGGAGGCUUGUUCUGGCAGCUUUUAGCCGAGGGAAUGGAGUCAUUUGGUGAUGGGUACGAUGUAGUGUUGAGCCAAGGGACCUCGACAGCUAACAUUAUUAAUCAACAGGGCCACAAACUUUUCCAGAUUAGGAAAAUAUUCGCUAGAAUGAGAAAUGUUCAAAAAUGGAAACAGGCUCGUGCUGCUAGACGGGCUCAAUGGUUGGCUUGGAAACGUGGCGUCAAACCUAUCGGAAACUAAACAGUAACCGUAACAGUAAUGGUAACAUCUGAAAAAGUCGAUUUGGUUUAAUGUAUUGAUGUUUGUAGUGCUGUCUCUUAGAGAUGCAUAAUGUUCGUCCAGGAGGGUGGCAGAAACUAUUAUAUUUAUGUUUUUUGAAGUGACAAAUAUGUUUGUAUUUGAUCCAGAAAGAAAGAAAAAGAAAUGGGUCAUGGUAACUUAUAGUGUAUGAUGUUAUAACAUGAUGGUGAGGAUUAUUAAGACGUGUAACACCAUAUGUAUUUUCUUUGUUGGUGUUUGUCACCUAUUUUGAUAAAUUUUAGCAAAAGUAUUGAUGA
This is a messenger RNA of Erigeron canadensis, 1708 nucleotides long. RefSeq names its product mannan endo-1,4-beta-mannosidase 7. Gene Ontology annotation, molecular function: hydrolase activity, hydrolyzing O-glycosyl compounds. The record is from RefSeq and is a predicted model, not a curated record. The transcript is spliced from 5 exons. Bases 78 to 1391 code for a protein of 437 amino acids. NCBI's taxonomy places the organism in Eukaryota, Viridiplantae, Streptophyta, Magnoliopsida, Asterales, Asteraceae.